Messenger RNA from Salvelinus sp. IW2-2015, 2076 nucleotides. Its product is annotated as leucine-rich repeat, immunoglobulin-like domain and transmembrane domain-containing protein 2. Gene Ontology annotation, molecular function: protein binding. NCBI's taxonomy places the organism in Eukaryota, Metazoa, Chordata, Actinopteri, Salmoniformes, Salmonidae. The record is from RefSeq and is a predicted model, not a curated record.
CUUUGUAUGGAAACCGCCAUGGGACGAAUCCCAGACAACAUCCCAAAUCAUUUCAGUAAAAUUCGAAUAGAGAAUUCCCACCUGACCGAAUUACCUCGCGGCUCCUUCUCUAAAGUUACUGCCUUGGCGUCUCUAUGGUUGAAUUUCAACGACAUCACCCUAAUGAACAUCAAGAGUCUCGAAGGGCUGACGAAUUUAACGGAACUGCGGCUCCAGGGAAACAAGCUGCGUUCAAUCCCAUGGACAGCGUUCCAGGACACGCCGAACCUGAACAUUUUGGACCUGAAACUCAAUCGACUAGACGUGCUCCCGGAAUCCGCCCUGAGACAACUACCAGGCUUGACCUAUUUAGACCUAUCCUUCAAUCAGCUUACUGUCAUAUCCAGGGAUGUCUUCCUCAACUGGCCUCUCAUCAACACGCAGGAGAGAAAAGGACGUAAAGAGGCCAGCAGCGGAGAGGCCAACGUCGUUUUAGCGCUGCACGACAACCCUUGGCUGUGUGACUGCCGCCUCAAAGGUUUCGUUGAGUUUAUCAAAACCAUUAGUCCACCUCUGAUUCUGAUGAACUCGUACCUGACGUGCACAGGCCCGAGUUCCAGGGCGGGGAAGUUCUUCCACGAAGUCGGUUUGAAAACAUGUAUGAAGCCCGAGGCGUCAGCCUCAGAAACCAACAUGACAGUGUCACUGGGGGACAAGGUAACCCUCCAGUGCUUAGUCAAAGCCAGGCCUGAACCCGCCAUCCAUUGGUCAUACAACCUGAAGAUUAUAAAGGGAUUUACUGUGUCAGAGACCCGUAUUGACGAUGAGACCGUCAGAUCUCAGCUGGUCAUCCCAUCCCUGCACCUGGAAGACCGAGGCGUCUACACCUGCUUCGCCAACAACUUUAUCGGCAACUUCUCCGUCAGUUUCCUAAUCAACAUCAAGUCUUUCAACGCCUCCUCCUCCGGCGGUGCCGCCAUGUCUCGUCCCCCGUUCCCGCUGUCCUCAACCGACGAGAACGUCUACAUCGACAUCCGUAUCUCCAAGCAGACGGUCUACGGCAUCACUCUGGAGUGGUACGCUGCGACAGACAACCCGGCAGAGACCUGGUUCACCAUCCACUUGGGGAAAUACCACUCUGACAAAAAGGAGUUGACAUACAUCGGGCCGGGCAUCAACACCUAUGAGGUCAACGACCUCCUACCGGUUAGUAAAUACGAGGUGUGUGUGACGCUGAAGAACCAGACACCUCGCGCCGGUCAGUGCAUCGUGUUCUUAACAGGAAGUGACAUCGGCCAGCUGGAACAACGGGAGAAGUUCAUCCAUAUUAUUGUGAUCAUGUGUGCCAUGGUGCUGGCGGUGCCCGUGGGGAUGUACGCCUGCACCACCGACACUAGAUGUAAGUUCAGCUACCUGGACCGCUGUACGGAGCAGUGUAAGAGGAGGAGGAGGCAGGAGAAGACCCUGAGGACCAAUGGGGAGAGACAGGGGACCUUCGACAGCCUCCAAGCCCCCAGCGAUGAAGGACUCUGUCGUGACUCUGAAGAGGUGAUGAUGAAGAGGUCUUCCCAGGAUAAAAACAACCACAAGGGCAGAGCACAAGAUCCACGAGAGACAAACAUUGUAGCAAAGCUUUAUUAGCUCUAGGUUUAACGUWAAAAAAAAAWAUGAAAUGUACAAAGAUACCUAGAGGUAAAAAUAGGGAGCAUUCUUCUGUGAAGUGAAGCUUUUCGGAAACACAUCUGUAAAGAUACACGUUUUGAAGACUGAAAUGCCUUUCUUCAAUGACUGUAGGGAAGAGUAUAUUGUUUUAUCAAAAUGCCCUGUCUGUAAAGUAAUCAAAUGUUUAUAUUUUUCAAGUUUAUAUGCUGUAUCUUUGUGAUAUGUGUUGUUUUUUUUAGCUUCAUUGUUCUUCUCUGUUUUAAAAAGAAAUAACUAAUCUGACAAGAAAUCACGAAUGUUGCUUCUAUACAUGUAAUAUUGUUGAAAUAUUUCCUUGUCUUCAGAAUGUCAUGAAGUGUAUUCUGCUCAUUGAAAAUAAUUAUUUCAGAGCCACAUCAGGUUCAUUCAAAUAUACAAUAACCAUGCCUUUGCACU